Batrachochytrium dendrobatidis JAM81 is the source of this 813-nucleotide messenger RNA. RefSeq lists its product as uncharacterized. The coding region runs from base 23 to 613 and encodes 196 amino acids. Gene Ontology annotation, biological process: regulation of cyclin-dependent protein serine/threonine kinase activity. Lineage: Eukaryota; Fungi; Chytridiomycota; Chytridiomycetes; Rhizophydiales. The transcript has a single exon. Gene Ontology annotation, molecular function: cyclin-dependent protein serine/threonine kinase regulator activity; protein kinase binding. The record is from RefSeq and is a predicted model, not a curated record. Gene Ontology annotation, cellular component: cyclin-dependent protein kinase holoenzyme complex; nucleus.
AGACUAUCCAAUCAAAUUGUCCAUGUCUUGUCCUGCUGAUGCUAGCAAAGAGUUGCGGGUUUGGAUCACUGCGUUGUCUCUUGCAGAUGGAUUUGUAAAUGACAAUGCAUACACUGUGCGAUCGUGGUCGGAUGUGUCUGGAUUCAGUGUGCUGGAGUGUGUUGCCAUGCGCAAAGAGUUUUUAGAGGCUAUUGAACACAAGCUAUACAUCACUGAACAAGAGUACACUUACUGGCUGCAGACUCUCGAGUCUUUGUUGGAUCAACCCGAGGCUUGUUAUGGCACUGUUGGUAUGACUGACACAGACCCUGUUGCAAUCCCAAAUACCACCACGGGUUUUGGCUUCCAUAACGAUCUGUUUCUUCCUGGUAGCUUCCCAGCAGAUGUGGACAUGGCGUCUUCAAUGUCUACUGCUGCUUCCACUGCUGCUCUCGAGAUAUGUCCUACAACUACCGUCUCUCCAAUUUCUGUUCACUUUACUUCUAAUCACAAUCAACACCAGCCUCUGUCAAUGUCUCAGCCCCAACUCUCCUUGUCGUGGCCACAUUCGAUCUCACAGUUUGCCGCUGCUACCAUUGGCGAUGCUGUUUUAGGUCGUCGUAUUCGUCUUUAACCUAUUGCACUGAUCAAUCUGAUGCUCAGAAUAGUUGCUUGAUGCUAUUCCUUUGCCUUGUUCAAGUCUAAAUCUACAGAUAUCCCAUCCCUUGAUAAACUCGCCAUGUAUAACUACUUCAGAAUACUUUCUUUAAUCCAGUUUCUUUUACCCUUACAUCUCACUACAUCUAAUAAAGCUGGCAUGUUUCAUUCCCGAUU